Stylophora pistillata is the source of this 2903-nucleotide messenger RNA. Its product is annotated as adenylyltransferase and sulfurtransferase MOCS3. Gene Ontology annotation, cellular component: cytoplasm; cytosol. Gene Ontology annotation, biological process: tRNA wobble position uridine thiolation; protein urmylation. The record is from RefSeq and is a predicted model, not a curated record. NCBI's taxonomy places the organism in Eukaryota, Metazoa, Cnidaria, Anthozoa, Scleractinia, Pocilloporidae. Gene Ontology annotation, molecular function: thiosulfate-cyanide sulfurtransferase activity; adenylyltransferase activity; URM1 activating enzyme activity.
CAAAGCUUGUUAACCAUGCAAUUCUUACUCAAAAGGGAUUGAGUACUAGUUAUUGGUAGAUUCAAAAUGGCGGAUGAAUUAGAAGCUUUGCGGCGAGAGAUUGAACGCAAAUCUUUGGAACUCGAAUCCUUGAAAAACUUGUUAGCACUCAAAGAAAAAGAGUAUAAAGCCUCAAACUCGCGCUUAAUUGCGUCAAAUUCUUCAAAUGCUGUUGAACCAGAGAAAAAAGAAAGGCUUACGAAAGAUGAAAUUUUACGUUACAGCAGACAGCUUAUCUUACCCGAGAUUGGCGUGAAAGGACAGAUAAAGUUAUGUAAUGCUUCAGUGCUGGUUGUUGGAGCUGGAGGUCUUGGAUGCCCUGUGGCACAGUAUUUAGCUGCUGCUGGAGUGGGACACAUUGGUACUGUGGACUAUGAUACAGUUGAGAUAAGCAAUCUACACAGACAAGUGCUUCAUACAGAGAGUAGAGUAAAUAUCUCAAAGGCAGAAUCUAUAAAGAUACAAAUUCACCAAUACCUCUUGAAUGAUGCAUGCAUCCUAGCUGGUAAACCGUUAGUCUCUGGAAGCGCUCUAAGGUUUGAAGGACAGCUUACAGUUUAUAACCACGAUGGAGGUCCAUGUUACCGCUGCUUAUUUCCCAAACCUCCUCCACCAGAAUCGGUUGGGAAUUGUUCAGAUAAUGGAGUCCUGGGACCAGUACCAGGAGUUAUUGGAACAUUACAAGCUCUGGAGGCUAUAAAAAUAAUUGUUGGAACAAAAUCAUCUUAUUCUCAGAAAAUGUUAAUUUAUGAUGCUUUGGAUGGUAGAUUUUUAACAAUAAAACUACGUCCCAGGCAGUCAAACUGUGCCGUUUGUGGAGACAAUCCAUCAAUUAGAAAGUUAAUGGAUUAUGAACUUUUCUGUGGAGCUUCAGCUACAGAUAAGACCCCUUCUUUGGAAAUUCUGCAAGAACAACAAAGAAUCUCUGUGCAUGAAUAUAAGCGGCUUAUUGACGAGUGCAGCCCUCAUAUCCUUCUGGACGUUAGGGAGCCUGUGGAGUUAGAAAUUUGUUCACUUCCAGUGGAAACGCUUAAUAUUCCCUUGAGAGUUCUCCAUUCCCCUGACCAUCAAGAUGUACUAAUCCAAGCGAUAUUGAACCUGGCUGACAACGAGAAAAAACUGUCUACGGUAAAUGUUUAUGUGCUUUGCAAACAAGGCAAUGACUCACAGAAAGCGGUAAAGUUACUAAGAGAAACUGUGUUACACAGAAACACGAAUAAAGUGUUGCGCAGCGAAGAUGACUUUCUCCAGUCUGAGAACAAGCAAGAUGUUCCAGAGACAAGCACGCAAGUGGAUGUUGUGUUUAAAGACAUUGCUGGAGGACUCUAUGCGUGGGCUAAACAUAUAGAUGAUUACUUUCCAGUGUACUAAUAAGACAAAGUAGAGUUGACCAGCGAGGACAGCCGAUGAAAAUCCAAGAUGACUGAUUGUUGUUGCUUAGGCUGGUAGCUUGGAGUAGCCCCUCGUUAUUAAUUACCAUUAAUGCUACAAGACGCACGUUUCUCCACCCGCGUGAAGACUGAUUGGAGAGAUUAAGCACCGCGUUUACGUCUAACGGCAAACGUCAGCUUGCCAUUUCACAUUUCACGUAAAAUAGCGUGGACCUUAAUGGUUUAGCUUCGCGUGAGCCCACGUCAUAGUGGAUUUGAAAGCGCCCUUGUUUUUAAGGGAAUAGCUUUGGUACCUAUUUUCCGGCAAUUAACUUCUACUCUGUGAGAGGAAAAGUGAAGAAAAUCUUACGUACACGGUAAACACGAAUCAGGUUACUUCCACCUAGAAAUGGCAAAGCACAACUGGCAAACGUGAAAAAAUGACGGGAAAAACAAGGUCAUGUCACUCUUGCCGUCCACGUUUCACGUGAGCGCGGUGCUUAAUCUCUCUAUUGUCUCGAAUUUCAUGUGAACGAAAUAGACAAACUAGACUUGUCUGUGAAAACACCGUGGAAACACUGUGAAGCACAAAGGGCAAUUGAACGCUCCAAGUAAUGGCUUCCUGGUACUUUAAGUUACGGAACAUCGUUUCCAGUUUUCCACUCGGAUUUAUGGCCGCGCGCUUCGCUUCGCUUGGGCCUUGAAUCUGAGCAGAAAAACUCGCUCCGUAACUUGCAGUACAGUCCUCGUACAAGGUUAUUAAAAGGUCUUUAAGAGGGCUACUGUAUUUUGCUGCUGCUGUUCCCUGUUCAGUUAAGGGGUGAGUUUGUGUUGCUCAGCUUCUCGAAAGUCAGGCUGCGCCUUGUGGGCCCUUGUUCUAGUUUAAGUUAAAGUUUAAGUUUAAUUUAUUCGCCACAAGAAUGGCAAGAGAAAGGAACACAAUUUUCGUUCCGAUUGACACCUAACCCCUUUAUUACCCACCCAUCCCACCCCGGGGAGGACAUCUAUCACACAGUAAUCUCGUGUGUGAGAAAUUACCAAAUUUUGAGAUCAUCUGUGAUCGUGACCUGUAAAGACGCUCGGUAACAUGGAAUUUAUUUGUUAAACUGAUGAGUGAGUGGUGGGGGAAGGGGGAUGUGUAGGGGGUUGGAAAUUAAGUCACAUCCAAAUGUUUUUGGAACGUCGGUAGUGGUUCCCAGGCUUUACCGAGAGGAAAGCUUUCCCAGCGAGGCACAAACUUCCCAGAGAUAAAAUUAACAAUGUGUGAAAACAUUCAUCUACGUGAUUCGGCUAACAUCUGCCACAAAAUACCAGUGACACAAGGAAACAAGAAAAAUAGCGAUCUGGUGCCGGCAAUCGUCACGAAUCAAACUCCCAAAAAAGCAGAUCACCUGAUCAGUUAAUAGAUUUUGAAUUUAAAUAAAAUAAAUUUCAGUCAAGCUUGGCUCCAAAACAGGCCACUCCAAGAUUAUGCAAAAAAAAAAAAAAAAAAAA